AUUAUAUUUAUUAAUAUAUGUAUACAUAUGUAUUUUCUGUAUUCUUACCUUAGGCAAAUCGUUAAACGUUCUCUUGGCUUAAUUGAUUCUCUCCAACUUGUAUUUUGUUUUUUUAUUUGAUCAGCAAUUGUAUUGAGUAAUAUAUUAAAAGCAUGUUCCGACAUUUGAAAAUAUUGAUGAAAUUUGAUUGGAUCAUCAACAAAUUCUUUAUAUAAGGUGAAAAAUUCAUCCUCCGUUUUACGUUCUGUCCAUGCUUUAUGAACCCAUAAGUUUUCUUUUUUUUCUUGGAGACUUCUUUAUCCAAAAUUAAUGCUAUUACGGCCAAUUUGUCUUCUGACAAACGUGCCAUGAUCACGGAUGUCUCAAGACUGACGUGUUGUUUCAAAAAAUUUAUGGAUAUGAUCCGGACAUGUGUAAAUAGUCAAUCCGAUUUUGCUGGUUCGGUACGGAUACGGAACGGAUAUGUAUAAAUGAGCCUUUAUACGAGCCUUCCGCGUCGCGUGCUGUGCCUGGAUGUCAAAAGAGGCAAGCGCACGCCUGUGCAUUGCCCGACAAAAUAUAUUGUGUAACUUUUUUACUUAUUGGAAUUAAAAAAAACAGUUUUAGGACAACAUUCUUGAAAGUUUAAACUGUCGAAAAGUGCAAUUAAAAAAAAUUGAUUUUUUGAACCCGACAAACUGCUAUGCCCCCUUAAACGCAGACAAAAGUUCUUUUUGCAUAAAAUUGUUGUUAGGAAUAAAAAAUAAACUUAUUUUGGCAAUUUUAAACGCAGAAAGUUGCGAAUAACUCUGUGAACUCUUCACUUCUAAGGCAAAAAGAAAUAUCUAUGAUCAUAAAGUUCUCCUGUGUGAUCUGAUCGGCUUUGUGAACUUGGCACCCGACAUGAAGCGAAUUUUUCUUAUUAAUUUUUUUCCAAAGAUUUUCGUAUGUUGAAUGUAGUAACAUUUAUUUUAUUUGUAGUAGCGCAGGAAAAAAUAUCGGAAUUUAAAAAAAUGUUAUCCCUCGACUUUGAAAUAAAUAAAUUUUAACGAUUGUUUCUUAUAGAAAAUCAUUUGUAGUGGAUUGUAGUACAAUUAUUUCUGUUUGUAGUUGAACCGUUCGCGCGGUAUAAUUAUUUAAACAAUUUAUAGAGAGCGAUUUUUUAGUUAAUUUUAAAAUUAAUUUUAAAGAUACAUCAAACCCGCUUGCGGGACUUGAUUCUGAAUCGUUAGUAGUUGUGUAGUAAUUUUGCUUUUGUUUGUAAUUGAACGCGGUAUAAUUAUAUAAACAAAUGCCUUAUAGGUGGUAAUUGUUAAUUUUUAAGACAUCUUAAAUCUGGUUGCGGGACUCGAUUCAGAAUUGUUUAUAGUUGUUUGUUUAUAGUGAUUUUGCUUUUGUUUGCAGUUGAACCAUUUGCGCUGUAUAAUUAUUUAAAAAAUUUAUAGACAACAAAUUUUUAAAUUUUGAAGAUAGCUCAAAUCCGAUUGCGGGAUAUAAAUUGUUUAAAUUAUUAUACAGCGCGAACGAUUCAACUAGAAACAAAGCAAAAUCGCUACAAACUACAAAUGAUUCUGAAUCGAGCUCCGCAAGCGGAUUUAAGGGCUGCGUUCCGAAAUUUACUGCUAGUACUGAAAAUCUAGUACACGUUACAUGAAUACUAUAGAAUUGUAAAUAUUAAGUUUUGAAUUUGGGACACCUUGUAUAUAAGCAAACUUCUCUAUAACACUUUACUCUAUGAUUUUGAAAAGGAAAGAAAGAAAUAUAACUAGUAAGACAACAGUAAAUAUUAUGAUGACCUUGUGGACGAAUUGCAAACUAAAAUAUGCUUUGAGUUGAAAAUAUGCUGAAAUGUUAGUAGGUGGUAGAAUAAGCAGAUAGUAGGAAAAGAAAGCAUAUAUUGUGUUAGCGUUGAAGAAGCAUAUUACGAUAUGUGUAACCUUAAGAAACGAAUGAAUAAAUAUACAUAAUUGUUGGUAUUACAUGAAUAAAUAUACAUAAUUGUUGGUAUUACAUGCGAGUACAUUAAACUACAUAUAGAGAUAUUGAGAAAAUGAGAAUGAGUCUAAAUUUUAUGAGAGAAACAUACGAUCUGUUUUCUCCGGGAGAGGAACAGGAAAGUGAAUAUUGUGAGCUUCGAUAUAUAAAGCAGAGAAAUAAGGAAGAGUUAUUGCACGAAAAUUGGAUAAAACAACGAAGAGAUUUAGAAAAGGAGUUUCAAGAGAAAAUAGGGAAUAGCAUAAAAGUGCGAUCGGCCGAUAAUUAUGUGAAGUUUAUAUAUAAAUAUAAAGGACAUGAGAUAUUUGACGCGACGAUUUUUCGAUUUAAGAUAAUAAUUGUAUAUCACAAUUUGUUGCGUAAAUGGUACAUUAGCCCUGGUUAUUCUUUCGUGCCGGAAGUGAUUGAUCUCAAAGACAAACUUAAAUCUGGCACAAACCAUCCUUUCUCUGAAAAAGUAUUCAAUUUAAUUGAUGACGUAAUACAUUUAAUAGAUAUUUUCAUGACUCGUCUGACCACUGUGUAUCAACUCAUGUACAAUGUGCAAAAGAAAUACAAAGAUCUGCAAUUUGCUAUGAAUGCAAUUGUUACAGAAAUAAUAUUGACAUUUACGGAAAACGCAUGGCCAACUGAUAUACAUAAAUUUACCAUUAAAGAUAUGAUUAUUUUAAAGUUGAAAUUAGAAAAAAAUAUUCAAGAUAUUCAUACUAUCGCUUAUACAUAUAAAUAUCAGAAGGUUCAAGCAAAAGAUGGAAGAGAACAUUUAAACAGGUUUUUAAAAAGAAAUAUAAACAAGUUGCAAUCGAAGUUGCAAACUUUUUUCCAUUUUUCUUUGGAAGAAGCGAUUGAAAGAUUUAUUACAUGGAGCGAAACAUCCACAAGUUCACAAGAACAUGAAGGUUCACAGUAGAAAGAUUAGUAUUAUUAUAAGUUAUUAUAGAUUAUUAUAAGUUUAAUUAAUGUCUUAUACCUAAGAUCUUUUGCUUCUUUUGUUACGUUUUACAUUUUUUGUUUUCAUUAAUAAUUAGUAAAA
Messenger RNA from Monomorium pharaonis (pharaoh ant), 3007 nucleotides. RefSeq lists its product as uncharacterized. Bases 2030 to 2884 code for a protein of 284 amino acids. The transcript has a single exon. NCBI's taxonomy places the organism in Eukaryota, Metazoa, Arthropoda, Insecta, Hymenoptera, Formicidae. The record is from RefSeq and is a predicted model, not a curated record.